This is a messenger RNA of Haliotis rufescens (red abalone), 1243 nucleotides long. RefSeq lists its product as uncharacterized. The coding region runs from base 128 to 874 and encodes 248 amino acids. The transcript has 2 exons. NCBI's taxonomy places the organism in Eukaryota, Metazoa, Mollusca, Gastropoda, Lepetellida, Haliotidae. The record is from RefSeq and is a predicted model, not a curated record.
CUUUCGGGUAUUUACUGUGAACUGAGGAAAAACCCCACCACUAAAUAAAGAAUUAACAUAUAAUCUUCGUAUUUCGCUCUUGUUGUCAAUUCCUUCCGAGACUUGUUCACGCAAGGAAUUUUUCAAGAUGAGCGAUCAUAUGUCUGAACUCGAGACCCUUGUUACCGCCUGGGCAUGGGGAAAUCACAUCAAGCCGUAUUACGAAACAAAAUACAGCUUCGGAGAUUUUGAGUUCCAGGUAGAUUUAGAAAAGGUGGACUUUCUCUGCGAGAAACCCACAUUUAAGUACAGGAAGAGUCCAAUGUUAGACCCAAAGGUAGUGUUUAAGUCUCGGUACAAAAACGACACUGACGAAGCUCAAGAAAUGACCAUCCGCGUCCAGCGUACGACAUCGGCAACGGCAAGAAUCAGAGUUAAGAAUGGCUUCACAGCCGACAACGGAGUUGGCAUCAAGCUCCGCGCACCCCCGGAAGUAGACAGUGCGUUCGGCGGAUACCUGCCUAUCAAGACGGAGGAGACGAGUGACCUCUGUCACAGCAUGACCUGGAAGUACAAUUCCAAGAUCACAGCCGCUCCUCGGAAGACAACAGUGGCCAAGUUCGAGGUCAACGAGGAGAGAUUGGUCUGUGACUUCUCCACGUACGUAAGCCUGAAGGGGAAGGCCAAGGUGACGGUUGUUCACAAGAGCUCAGGCACAACAAUUGAAACCAUCAAGGAAAGCAUCAGAACAAUCAUCGAUGAAUAUCUACCGAGAGCAACUCAGUAUUCCCGACAAGAGAACCUAAUUUUCAUUGGCGCUCAGGAAGCAAGAUGGCCGUUUCGAGGUGACAUAACCUUCAACUAUGGAAUAUCCCAAAACGAGGUUGUUGAGUGAAUUUCUUGGUUAACAGACUCACCUGCAUACUUUGGCUGUACAGCAUUUUGUGUUUAAUGUAACAUUCCAUAAUAAAAAAAACCUCGGAUUUUAAAAUGGUAUCCUGAACCGAGGAUAACAAGGCUUGAACUUAAUUCAAAGCAGGCUGCAAGAUUACGUGGAACUGAAUUGUUUGAUAGACAUUACACAGAAGUUGACGGAUGACGAAGUAGAAACAAAUUAUGGAUGACAACUUCAAGGACUGUUUACACACUUUGUUAAUGACUGUGAUGUUUAUUGCGUCUGUUUAUUUAUUUUACUAAAUACGGUAUUCUUGUGUUAACUCCUUACUCGUGUUGUAUGUUAUCAUGUAUAUAAAUGAGGUUAAAA